Messenger RNA from Mytilus trossulus (common blue mussel), 3594 nucleotides. Its product is annotated as polycystin-1-like protein 2. The transcript has 11 exons. Gene Ontology annotation, cellular component: membrane. Gene Ontology annotation, biological process: detection of mechanical stimulus. The record is from RefSeq and is a predicted model, not a curated record. The coding region runs from base 1 to 3210 and encodes 1069 amino acids. NCBI's taxonomy places the organism in Eukaryota, Metazoa, Mollusca, Bivalvia, Mytilida, Mytilidae. Gene Ontology annotation, molecular function: calcium channel activity; calcium ion binding; protein binding.
AUGACAAUAAAAAAAAUGAAUUGGUUUCCAAGGCAAGAUAUCAUAGAAUGUACAUGUCGUCCAGCUUUUGGUUUAACAUUUGGUAACACUUUUUAUGUGGCGCCAAAUAGAAUCGACUUCUCGACAGUUUUCCUACGAUUUGAUAUAACUAAUCAAGGUCCUGUGAUCGGGACUCUUAUAACGAUAUUACUGAUUUACGUACUGCUUCUUAUCUGGGCGAGACAUCAAGACAAGAGAGAUAUUGUAAAGUGGGGAGUUACACCAUUAAUUGACAACUUCGUGGACGACACAUAUUAUUACCUAGUAACAGUUUAUACAGGAAUGAGACGAGGGGCAGGUACUAAGUCAAGGAUAGGAUUUAUAAUUCACGGACAAGAUGGAGAUACAGGAAUACGGGAAUUGGCUGAUGGCGUCAGAACGAACAUACCGGCUGCAAGUGUUGUACAUUUCUUAAUGUCAACGCCAUAUCCGCUAGGAGACUUAAGCUAUGUUUACAUAUGGCAUGACAACUCCGGUGUCGGCAAAUCUUCAUCGUGGUAUUUAACCCGUGUUGAUGUCGAGGACUUACAAACGAGGGAAAGGUUUGUUUUCCUAUGUGGUAAAUGGCUAAGUUUAGAUACAUUUGAUAGCAGUGUAGAUGCCGUCUUACCAGUUUGCGGAAAAGAAAAUGUCACCACUUUCUCAAAUAUGUUUUACCUUAAUAUAAAAGAAAACUUAGCUGAUAACCAUAUGUGGAUUUCAAUAUUCUUCCGCCCAACCAGCAGCCAUUAUACAAGAUGUCAGAGACUAACAUGUUUCCUGUUAUUUAUUGUUUUAACAAUGAUAGGAAAUGCAAUAUAUUUCCGCGACGAAGACGAGUUUUCAAAUGCUGGAUCAGACAUUCAUGUGGGUCCAUUUUCAUUCACAUUGAGUGCAAUUUAUAUUGCAUUAAUAUCUGCACUUAUUUCAACACCUACCACCGUAUUAGUAAUUUUUAUGUUCAGUAAAAGUAUGCACAGAAAAAGCAAUACUGGAGAUUCUUCACGAAGAUAUAGAGUACCGAUAUUGGAUGUUUGGUUGGAUAGAGUAAUGGCAGAUAGUCAUAAGUUAGAGAAAGCGCUUGUUUCAAAGGGACUUUUCAUUACUGAAAGUACUAUUUUUCCAUAUUGGUUUCAAUAUAUAGCAUGGAUUUUGGCACUUGCUGGUGUAGCAUCAUGUUCCUUCUUCUUGACUCUGUACAGCAUCGAGUGGGGAAAACACAAGUCUCAGAAAUGGCUGGCACAGUUUUCCCUCUCUUUCUUUAGCUCGAUUUGUUUACUGGAUCCAUUAAAAGUUACAAUUAUGUCUGCAAUAUUCGCAAUGUUCGUAAAUCAGAUCAAUAAGUUCAGACCUACAGGACUUGAAAGAUCCUUCAUUCUCAAGAACUACAAGCAAACUUUUGGAUACGAAAAAAACAUACGACUUCCUGCGUCACCACUUAAUCAUUCGUUAAUAGAAAAGGCUCGGAACGAAAGGCAGAAAGAUCUUAAAAGGACGGAAAGUAUAAAACAAGUCCUGUUUACAUGUUUCUGCUUAUGGAUUAUAUAUAGCAUUAGCUACAGUAAUAGGGAUGACAGAUCCUAUAAUUUUCAUCAAAACAUAGCAACAAAGCUACUGACUACUCAAAAUAAAACACUACAGCAAUUUGGAAAGAUAAGGCUCGUCAAUGAUUAUAUAAAAUGGCUGCGAUAUACAGCGUUUCCAGAGUUGUAUCCUGAGACUGAUUAUACCGGAGAACGUUUACAUUGGAGACUUAGACAAUAUUUUAAUGAUUUGACAAGUUUCAGAGUUGGACCACCUCGACUGAGACAACUUCGGGUCACAGAAUCAUCUGAAGUACAUCCGUUUUUAGGAAGCAUUCGAACGAGACCAAAAUACUACUUACCGGUUGAAGAAAACAGAGACUUUUGUUUUGGCUGGAUAAGUGGGAUAUGUGACAAAAUAAGUGAGGCACGUUCAUUUUCGUAUGGUGGGUGGAAAUUCACGAGUGCUAUUGAUAUUUGGGGUAUUCCCAUACCUGGACGUUAUAACACAUACGGAGGUGGCGGAUAUAUAACCGAACUAGCUGUCAACUUAGAUUUUUCCAACAGAACUUUAAAUGAAUUAACAGACUUUUUAUGGAUUGAUAGAAAUACACGAGUCGUUUAUUUAGAGUUCAACUUGUACGCCCCUGAUCUAAACCUAUUCGCAUACAACAUGUUUGUAGCAGAAUUUCCUGAAACAGGAGGAAUAAUAACCUCAUAUUCUAUUUAUCCAUUUCGAAUUUAUUUUCAUCAUGGUACGAAUGGUAUCUACACAUUAAUUUGCGAAAUAAUAUUUCUAUUAAUUUUAGUCGCAUUAACGGGCAAGACCGUGUCACGUAUUACAAAGAAGAGAAAGACCUAUUUCAAAAGUGUCUGGAACAUUCUUGACUGUUGUUGCAUAUCCCUGAGUUUUGUUUGCAUUUCAAUGUAUGCUGGGCGCCAUAUUCUUGCGUCACAAACACUGGAAAAGUUCAAGGCAGAUCCAAAGCAAUUUAUUAAUUUUCAGCAUAUUGCAGUAUCGGACUUGUUGUUUAAUUUGCUGCAUGCUACUCUAUUAUCACUUGCGACAUUGAGAUUAGUCGGUAUUCUAGGCUACGAUAUACGAGUUGGUAAGAUUUUCAUGGUUUUUGAUAAGUGUGCGAAGGAUUUAUUUUGGUUUGGUAUUUUCAUGUUUUAUUUAUUUCUGUGUUAUGCCGCUCUAGGAUAUUUACUAUUCGGAAAAUAUAUUGAAUCAUAUUGUGAUAUAUUUGAAUCUAUGGGAACACUAUUUAUAAGCAUGAUAGGAAAGAGCAAGUUCAAAGAAAUAAAUGAGAAGGAUCCAAUUUUAUCACAAUUUUAUUUCUUUACGUUCAUCCUGCUGAUAGUAUUUACAUUGCUGACAAUAUUUAUGGCCAUCCUCGGUGAGAGUAUAAGUGCAGUACAAACCAUGAAUAAAGGAAACACGGAGGAAGAAUUGAUUAACAGGUUGUGGAAAAAAAUCAAAAAUGUGUUCGUAAAAAAGUUGGACACCACGAAAAACUCCAAAAAGCAACCUUUUCAGAAUACAUGUAUGGAUCUCUUGUACGACGUAAGAAAAGCCUUUAAUGAUUCUGAUGAUUAUAACGAGGUGCCACCAGUCACUACAAACUUCAAAAAGAAAACAAAACGUAUUUUUGAUACCAAUUCGUAGGUAAACAACAUAGCAGAUUAUCUGUCAUCAUUUCAAUGUGAGAGCUUGUUAAACUUAGCCGAAGAAUGAUACGUGCAUGAACAACUUAGUAAAUGGCAGUUGUAUGUCAUGUACAAAGACCUCUCAACGGACAAGCUGGUUUGAUAUCUCACCAAAAGAUUUCACCGAUUCAGUUAUUUCAACUGUAACAGAAUUCAUAUAAACACUAUUUACUUCCCCUAACAUGGUACAUUAUUUGGCUUUCCCCCUAUCAUAAUCAACAUUUCGCUUUUUUGUUCUCUUUUCUAUAACCUGAACUUGCUCACGCCAAUUUGUUUUCAAGUUUUGCAUUAUUGUGAAUAAAAUAUUUUGAUUAUAUAUGGGCGGCAUGUGAACUGCACGUGG